GUCACUAGUUUCCUCCUCAAUGAAGUCAUCGCCCCUAAAACCUCCACCAUCCAAUUACAGCGAGGCGCGUUCAGUAUCGUGUUCAAAUUACUGCUUUAAGACGGCACGGCGCGUCUACUGGGUGCGUCUUCAGAGGGCAGGUGUCCGCUAACACUGGCGGCGUGGAAGCCAGUAGGUUCGGUGAUCAUCUUUCGGAUAGGUAAAGUCUACUCUUCUGGUGGUUUUCUGUCGAGGAGCAUCUUCUCGGUACAGGGACGGAUUUAAUUUCAUCACAGAUGUGACGGUGUAAAGUGGCGAGAGUGUACCUGUCCAUGGUCCUGAAGUAAGCUGCUCGGAAUUUCACCUGCUUCGAAGUGGAGGGACUUCUGCUGGACAUGACUGCCAAGGAUGCGAUUCGAGUCACAGAGCAAAUACGUCUUGAAAGUACUGAAUAAAUAGUAUUUUAAACUCAGCACUAUUUGAACCACUACAGGACGUGAUAGUAAGGACACACUAUUUCCCUGUCGCUGAAUUAAGUGCAAGACAACACCGUCCGGACAGUGGAGCUUUGCUCCAGAAAACUGAUGCGGGUUUACCUGUAAUCAUAGUGGUUAAUGUUUGUUUAGUUCGUGGUUGUUUAGAUGUUUGUUUGAGUGGUUGUUAGUGUCUGUGGUUGUUUGCGGAAGACCUACAUGUGUGUUUAAUUAUUUGUAAACCUCUGGGCGCUGGCGAAGAUGGAGGUUUCUGCAAAUGGCUCGAGUUUUGCCAUCGAGUCAUUGCUCUCUCACAGAACCGUGAAUGCACUAGCUUCCAGAGGUGACAGCCCGAGCGGACAGUGUCUGUCCCCUGCGGCUCUGAGCCCCGCGUCGGAUCAGGAGUCGGAAUGCUCGUCGCUUCCCUCGCCGCGCAGGGAAUUGGUGGAGGACGCGGUGAAGAGACUUCCUCACACGGUCGGCCUGGAGCCUCCAUCACAAAUAUCCCAGCCGAGGACCGUGACUUCCUCUUUUCUUAUCCGAGACAUCCUGUCCGACUGCAAACCGCUCGCUACCUGCGCUCCCUACUCCAGCGCCGCACGACGAGCACGUGAGGAUGACUUUCUGGACAAAAACCACGAUUCCUCAUCAGAUUGUGAAUAUAAUGCGAGGGACGAAACAGACCGGGAGAUCUCGAGCAGUCGCGACAGCCCCACGGGUCGUAUGAAGAAGCCUAGGAAAGCGCGCACGGCCUUCACCGAUCACCAACUCGCGCAGUUGGAGAGGAACUUCGAGCGGCAGAAGUACCUCAGCGUGCAGGACCGGAUGGAGCUCGCCGUCUCACUCAGCCUGACUGACACACAAGUCAAGACCUGGUACCAAAACCGCAGGACGAAAUGGAAACGGCAGACUGCAGUCGGCCUUGAGCUGCUGGCCGAGGCGGGGAACUAUUCUGCUCUGCAAAGGAUGUUUCCAUCUCCAUAUUUCUACCCUCCGGGUCUGGUCUCUAGCCUGGACCACGGCGCCAGCAUGUAUUUGUACCGGGGAGCCUCCGCGCCCCCUCCGCCUCUACAGCGUGCCCUGGUCCCGAGACUCUCCUUUCUCCACGAGUUUCAGGGCGGUGAAGCUCCGCCGCCCCCUCUGCAUCUUGGUCCUCUGACUGCGGGUCUGCCCCGACCCACCCCACAGCGCUGAACCAACAGACCGAGACCAUGCUUUCCACGGUCAGGGCUGGGCCGGGCCAUUGAGACCGGGACAAUGCAGUUU
Clupea harengus (Atlantic herring) is the source of this 1718-nucleotide messenger RNA. It is a transcript of the gene barhl1a, whose product is annotated as BarH like homeobox 1a. NCBI's taxonomy places the organism in Eukaryota, Metazoa, Chordata, Actinopteri, Clupeiformes, Clupeidae. The record is from RefSeq and is a predicted model, not a curated record. Gene Ontology annotation, biological process: regulation of DNA-templated transcription. Gene Ontology annotation, molecular function: DNA binding; DNA-binding transcription factor activity, RNA polymerase II-specific.